AUGGUCUCCGCAUCGAAGGCUGCCCGUGAGGCAAAGCGCGCUGCCGAGGGCAAGCCCAAGAAGACGCUCGCCUCCAAGGCUUCCUCCAAGAAUGCCUCCAUGGCUUCGUCCGUAAACGGCGACGCUGCUGAGGACCUCGAGCUCAACGAGGAAGUCCGCAAGCUCACCAUGCAGGAGGACAAGCACGGUCUAUCCGACCGUGUCACUACUGGUGUCCUCGCCUCUCUCCCGGCGUCUCGCGACGUCAAGAUCACAUCGGCCUCGCUUGUGUUCCACGGAAAGGUUCUGUUCAACGACACCACCCUCGAAGUCACCUACGGCCGCCGCUACGGUCUGUUGGGUGAGAACGGCUGCGGAAAGACCACCCUUCUUAAGGCCAUCGACGCCCGCGAAUUCCCCUUCCCCGAGCACAUCGACAUUUACCUGCUGAACAAGGGUGCUCCCAAGACCGAAUUGGGCGCCCUUGAGUGGGUUGUCCGCGAGGCUGAGAACGAGCUGGCCCGUCUCGAGAAGCUCGCCGAGGAGAUCCUCGAGAAGGAUGGCCCUGAGGCUCAGCAGCUUGAGGACAUCUAUGAGCGUCAGGAGAGCAUGGACCCGUCUACCUUCCACGUUCGCGCCUCCCUCAUUCUGACCGGUCUCGGUUUCAACAAGAAGACCAUCACCAAGAAGACCAAGGACAUGUCCGGUGGAUGGCGUAUGCGUGUCGCUCUCGCUAAGGCUCUGUUCGUCAAGCCUGCUCUUUUGCUUCUCGACGACCCCACUGCUCAUUUGGACUUGGAAGCAUGUGUGUGGCUGGAGGAGUACAUGAAGAAGUGGGACCGCACCCUCAUCCUCGUCUCUCACUCCAUGGAUUUCCUGAACGGUGUCUGCACAAACAUGAUUGACAUGCGCAUGAAGCAGCUCCUCUACUACGGAGGUAACUACGACUCUUACCACAAGACCCGUUCUGAGCAGGAGGUCAAUCAGACCAAGGCCUACGAGAAGCAGCAGGACGAGAUCAAGCACAUCAAGAAGUUCAUUGCCUCCGCCGGUACAUAUGCCAACUUGGUCAGGCAGGCCAAGUCUCGCCAGAAGAUUCUCGACAAGAUGGAAGCAGAUGGUCUUAUCGAGCCUGUCCAGGUUGACAGGGUCUUCUCUUUCCGUUUCGCCGAUGUCGAGAAGCUGCCCCCGCCUGUGCUGUCGCUUGACGAUGUCACCUUCUCCUAUGACGGCAACCCGGAAAACAACCUGUACGAGAACCUCGACUUUGGUGUUGACAUGGAUUCCCGUACCGCCCUAGUCGGACCAAACGGUGUCGGAAAGUCGACUCUGCUCAACAUUUUCACUGGCAAGCUCAGUCCUACAAGCGGUGUUGUCUCGCGUCACACUCACUUGAAGCUCGGUGUCUACUCCCAGCACUCUGCUGAGCAGCUCGACCUGACCAAGUCUGCUCUCGACUUCGUCAAGGACAAGUUCUCCCACAUCAGCCAAGACUACCAGUACUGGCGCCAGCAGCUUGGUCGCUUCGGUAUGACCGGUGAAGCUCAGACAUCGAAGAUGGCCACUCUGUCCGACGGCCAGAAGUCUCGUAUUGUUUUCGCCCUCCUAGCUAUCGAGGGUCCCAACAUGUUGUUGCUUGACGAGCCUACCAACGGUCUUGAUAUUCCUACUAUUGACUCUCUGGCCGAUGCCAUCAACGCUUUCAGCGGUGGUGUCGUCGUCGUCUCCCACGACUUCCGUCUCCUCGACAAGAUUGCCAAGGACAUCAUGGUCUGCGAGCACAAGACAGUCCGCAGAUGGGACGGCUCGAUCGGCGAGUACAAGAACCAUCUCCGCAAGAAGAUGUCGUCGACCGGUGUCCUUUCCUAA
Molecule: messenger RNA, 1848 nt
Organism: Didymella exigua CBS 183.55
Lineage: Eukaryota; Fungi; Ascomycota; Dothideomycetes; Pleosporales; Didymellaceae
Product: ATP-binding cassette sub-family F member 3
Exons: 3
Coding region: 1-1848 (615 amino acids)
Molecular function (GO): ATP binding; ATP hydrolysis activity
Source: RefSeq, a predicted model, not a curated record